AAUAGCUUGGUUUCAAAGGGAUGUUUAAAGGUGAUCUAGUCCAGCUGCCCUGUGAUAAGCAGGAACAUCUCCAACUCCGUCAUGUUGCUCAGAGCCCCACCCAAUAUGCCCUUUAACAUCUCCAGGAAUGGUUCAUCGACAACUGCCCUCUGCAACCUGUUCCAGUGAUUCACCACCCUCACCGUAAAACUUUUCUUCCUUAUAUCUACUCUGAAUUGACUGUCUUUUAGUUUGGAACAACCCCCUCUUGUCCUUUAACAGCGGGCCAUGCUAAAAAGUCUGUCCCCAUCUUUCUUAAAAGCUGUACGUACUUUCAGUACUGAGAGGCUCUAAUACGGUUUCCCAGGAGCCUUCUAUUUUCCAGAGAACAACCCCAAUGUCCUUAUUCUUGUGAAUUUUCCCAUGAACUCCCAUGGAAAUAGUUGCUUCCGUAAUGCUAUGCAUAUGUUUUGAGGGCUCAGAAAAGACAGGGAAAUGAUAAACAUAUGAGCUCAAAACUUCUGAGAAAACGAGGACUGCCAGUGUUUCCGUAAUUAAAGAUAUGCUCUGUAAACUGUCCCUGCCUCCCCCUUUCCCUUCUCCAAGAUGAAUGAAAUGUGGAACACUUCACUGAGCCUGGGAAGUAAGUUAAGGUUACAGAAGCGAUUGCGUUUGAUGAUGUCACGUCCCUUUUGAUGACAUGGAUAAAGCAUGUCCAAACCCGAGCCUGGAGCGGGAUGAGACUUUCUUAGGGGACGGCUUGGGGAUGAAAAAUGGUGCAACAAGCAGAGCCCCUCACUGCGGCAAACCCCCGGCGGGGCCCGGGCGCCCCUUACCCCGCCCGGGGCCGCGUGUGCCCGCGGACGGCGCAGCGCUCGCCUCGGGCCGGCGGCGGGGCGGGCAGCGGAGCCCCCGCGGCCGGGUUAACCUCCCCUUACCCCUGACCCCUCCGCAGAUUGCCCGCCCCCGAGCACCGUGCCAGGGCCGGCGGGGCGCGCCCCGCGGCGCCGCUCCCUCCGCGGGGGCCGACGGAGACCGGGAAACUUUCGGAGAAAGCCACUUCCUCGCCCGGCCCGGCUUGGCGGGGGGAGAUGUCAGAUGCCGGCAGGGAGAGAGGGAGGGGGGAAGGCGGGGAAGCCGCAGCCCCUCCGCCCGCUGCCAGACGGCCAUUUAAGCCGCGGGCGAGGAGCGGCGGCGCAGGGAGGUGGCCGGCGCGGCUCCCUGGCGGCCGCUGCCCCGCUCGCCCCCUCACUCCGCCCCGCGCAGGGCUUCCCCCGCGGCUCCGUCCCCCCGCCUCUCGCAGGGCGGGGCGCGGGGGAGGGCCGGGACGCCGGGCGGUGCGGGGCUCAGCCCGGCCAUGUCUCCGGGGGCGGCGGCGUCGGGCUGAGCGGCCGUGCGCGCAGCGGGGAGCGCUCUCCGCCACCAUGAGGCGGCUGCCCCUGCCCUGCCUCCUGCUGCUGCCGCCGCUGCUGCUGCUGCUGCCGGCCGAGGUGAGACCGAGCUGCGGGAGGCGGGGGGCUGCCGCACCUGCCCCCGCUGCCCCGGCUUGGCGGGGCAGGUGUGCGGCCGGGCUCGGGCUUUGUCCCGCAGCGGCUCCGCCGGUGCCGGCCGCGGAGGGGAGGGCAGGGAGCGCUGGGGGCCGCGCUGUGGCCCGGGCGGGGCGCUGCUCACCUGGGGCGGGAGCCCCGCGGCCUCCCCCCGUCCCCCGGCCGGCCGCAGCGGGGGCUGUGCUGCGGUUUAACCCGGCGGUGCAGCCGCGUGGCUCCUUUCGGGGCAUGAGGCUGCCCCGGUUGUUUUCCUGGGUAAAAGCUGCCCUGGGUACAACAGGCACGGCUCCCGUCCGCCCAGUGUUGGAGCCUGCCCUCCUCGUGUCGGUGCUGGUUAAUUAUGUUAAUGGGGUGUAUGUGGUAGCGGGGUCUUUGCGCGUUGCCCGUUCCGGUGGUGCGCAUCACCCGCGGGGUUACAGCUUUCGGGAUCAGCGCGGAGUUUCCCCGGGAAGACGCUGCCGUGGUGCGGAGCGAGCAGCCCUAGCGGUGCCGGGCAGCAGAUCGGCGGGAGGCCUUGGCCAGCGCGCUUGGCUUUGAGGCCCCGCUCUGUUCCCACGUGUGUUGUGGGAUGUUCUUCCAAGAACACCUUUCAUUGAUGUAAAUCAGAAUGGCGUGCCAGGUGACCCACUCAGCAUGCUGGCACAGACUCUCAUCCUUGCUUCCCUCAGCUGAUGUGUUCUCAGUGUUCCCGUAGGAGUGCUUCAUGGCUGCUGUGAACUCUGAUGUUCUGGGGCUUGCUGAACUUUUGCCUCCAGAUGUACCCACUUGUCCUCUCUGCCUCAGUGGUUUCUGCUACAGAAGUGUGAAUGUGUGUUGAUAGGCACCAAGGUGCUCAGUAAUAUAUGGUGACAGACCUGCCUGAAAGCUGCAGAGGAGAUCUGUACUGCUGCUUUACAUUUUUGACUACUUUUUCCUUACCUUGCAUUGAUGCCAGCUUGUGAUUGCAGCCAUUGGUUGCAAUUGACAAUUGUAAACCUUUGUUUCCUCGUCUUGUCUGUUUCAGUUUAGGGUUCCUUGCAGUGUUUUGUCAUUUGAUCUCUGUUUGUUGUUGACCAAGCCUAGGUUCAAAAAUCUCUUCCAAAUAAGAGCUAAAACUGAACUGGGUAUUAAAGUACAUCGGCAUUUUGGAAGACCUCAGAGGAGGCCGGGAUUGUCCUUGGGUACAGCCUUGCAGGAUCUGCCUGCCAUGACCUCUGUUGUUUGCAGUUUUUCUUCUCAAGCUGGGUAUGAAAUCUUGUGACUUAGUGAUCUCUAAUGUUCUCUUAAGUCAGGCUCUUAAUUGGUGUCCAGUAUGAUUCAUAAUAAUACUAAAAAAAAUGAACCCGCUUCUCAGUUAUAUGUAGUUAAAUUUAUGUAUUCAUCGUCUUGGGACCCAGCUGUGGACCCUCAGCUAGGUCUUGUCAUCCCUUGAUGUUACCAGAGGUCCCAUCAACAUGCUACGGGACAUAGGUGAGAUCUGCAUAUUUUGGUGUGGCUCAUAAUUUUAGGUGGGAACUCUGCGGCUCAUUGUGUCACUACUGAAAAUUUAAAAGACAACAUUCUCAAUUUUGACUUAAUUGUACCUGUGAAUGUGAAGGCUGAGGCAAGGAAGUCUCAGUUUACUGAAACUCUCAGGCUUCUUAACUAAUGCUGAUCAGCACCUGGUGGAGUUCUGAACAUUAAGAGCACGUGCUUGAACUGCAGACAGGUGGGGAGAAAGGUCCUAAAGGAUUUUUUUCCUUAGAGGAAUAGGAUGUAAACCAGGUGCUUGCUGAUGGUGUGAUUCUGCAAAUCAUCCUCUCAUUUGAAAUGACUAAAUUUCACUGUAGCCACUUAGGUCAGGUGGGAUAACUCAUGUUUGAAAAGUCAUUAUGUUUCUAUAGCCUAUUAGCAAUAAGGAUGCAGAAUAAAGCCUUGCUUGGAGGCAAUGCUUCAAGUGCAAUAAUCUCGUUGCCCGUUCCAGUGCUAUUCACAUGGUCUUGCCCUCUAAAAAUGAGGAUGUUCUCUAACAGGGCAGAGUUUUGCUCUUCGUGUAGGGUUCUUUGCAUAGGCUCAGGCAGGUGUUAGAGUUGGCCGGUGUUGUUUGACGUGUGGUGUGUGCUCAGGUACAGGGACAUGGCCUGGCACUGCCUGGGGAGGCAUUUAGCUGCUGUAGGAAGGUGACAGCGGCUGGCAGGACUGUCAGGCAUGUGGCAUGAGCUGGGCUUCAUGUGUUACCAGUAAGAACUAUCGCUCCUUCUCUGCAGUCUCCAGCCAGCCCCUGAGUGGAAGGGCUGGGGUGGAGGUGGCUCUUGGCUGGCUCUGGCCUCUGUGUUUCCUCUCAGAUGACUGUGGGGUCGGAGAGGGGACAGUGCUGCACACUGACACCGUUGUGGGCCCAGCCACACGCAGGGACUGGGAAGCAGCGGGAGCUGUGGAAUGGCUGUGUCAUGGCAGCUCCUCAAUGGUGUGAUGGGCACAUGAUCUUUCUUGGUGCCUUUUACUCAAGGAUAAGCAUCUUGCUUAUUUUUUCAGGAAUUACAACAUAGUGGGCAAGGUUGGAGUUGUUCAAAAACAAACCUUGCUCUCUGUUUCUUAGUGAGAGUGAUCACGCCAGUGAUACGAUAAAUGCCAUCUUCUAAAAAAGCAACAGACAGUGGUUUUGGGCUUGUUUUGGUGUUUAGAAUUAUAAGUGCCUUUUAUGUGGGCCUAAUAGCUUGUUGUUACAUCUUAUUCCAUCCACAGAACUACUGAUACUCUGUGAGUUGAUUAUACAGGAUUAUGACUUAAUUACUGGUCUGAAUUUUCAAGUGAGGAGUUUAAAUGAGGAACCAUCUUAUCUCAAAUGUGGGCUUGCCAUGUGUAUGUUGCAUGUGAGAUAAUUUCUGCUAUAUAUUGGUCAUUAUUAAUCAUCCUUGUUGAGUCUUCUGCAUAGUACACUAAAUUUAAAUUUUAGUUUGUGAAAUUAUUCUGGGUAAUCUUCAGCACAUGCAAGAAGAAGUUAAUAGUAAUUUCCAUUUAAUUUUGUGACUGGUCUACAUACAGCUCAUUUACAGGCUUACAAAAGAAUAAAGACAGAGGAAUGUGAGGCUCCUUUGCUGCUUCUGUAUGUGCACUUCUGGGGCAAACCCUUUAAUGGCCACUAUUAAAAACACAGGUAUGAGCAUUGCUGAACUGGAGACCUGAGCAGGCCUGACCUUGGGCAGCAGAGACCAGAAGGGGAAGCUGGAGCUGUGAACAGAGUUUGCUUGUGGCUGCAGAGCAUAGAAAUGAACUUUUCAUCUGCCAGGCCAGGUUAUUUUUGUGUGAUGACUGCUUUCAUUUUUGUUUACAACAGCAACACAGGUUAAUUUCCUGAGCUUCUUUAUGUUCCUUACAAAGCCCCGCAACACAAGCACCUUCUGCAGGGCUCAAUGGAGGCUUUGUCUUCAGCGUGGCGUGGAUGUGCUUCCUUAGAGGCAUAGGCUGGCUGCACAUUGCAGCACUCUCACAUGGUUUCCAGUACUUUGAGUCUCCAGCCAGCAGCUCACAACAAAAUAUCUUCUUCUGCAUAUUUGAGAUCAGAAUUGAGGCUCACAGUGGAAAUGUUGUCUGUGCAAACAGCCACGCUAUUAUUAGUACUUCCUCAAUUAUGGGAGCUACAUGCAAGUCUUUGUUGAAAAUUUUCAUGGCAUGUAAUUUUUUAUGGUUGGAGUUUCUAAAUAUGAGCAAAAUUGCUGCUGUUUUAAAAUCUCUGGUGGUUCAUUGUGCAGGGCAUAAUCUAUAUAAUUUUAAUUUAUGCAUUUCCUUCUUUCUACUAGAGUUACAGUGUAUUACAGAAGGAGCAUUUUGACAGUGUUGGAGAGCGGUUGGGUUCUUGGAUGUUUGUAGGUGUGAAGCUUACCUAUGACAUUUACUUGCCUGCUUGAAAGAUUCUCAGUAUGAGCAAAGGCGAGAGACACUACUGAACCAGUUGGUGGCUGCACAUCUGGUUGUUAGCCUGAUGCUUUUAGUUUGACUCCAGAAUUUGAAUGCAGAUUGUACCUUGAACAUUUUGAAAGGUUGCUGGAAGUGUAGGAGGAGCUAGCUGAGUUUUCUCCAGCAGAGAGGGCCUACUGCUAUGUAGGGAUGGGUGAGUGAAAGAAUUUUGCCUUAAAUGGAGCUAUCAGUAGGAAAUUAAUUUUCAGCAGGAGAUGACUGUGCAGGGGUGGACUUCAACUAGGAGAAGAGGGUAGAAAAUAAAGUGUAAGUAAACAUGUGCUAAUAGGAAGUGUUAGAAAGCAAAGAGUGUGGGGCAAAGAGUGAUCAGGCAUCACAGGAAGAGAAGAACAAAACAGAUGCACUGCUCUGAAAGGCUGCACCAAGGCUCUUCUCUGAGUGCUUUCCAGCUGUUCCCAAAUGUAUCUGCACAUAAACAGGCCUCCUGGGGCUAUUAAUCCAAAAUUCCAGGAGAAAAUCCAAGAUUAAGUGGGAAAAGUAUUUCUGUAAUCCAACAAAGAAUGGACAUGUAAAUGUCGUCCAAACAGAGCUGAAUCAAUAAAUUCAUGGCCUCAUUUAGUUAUCUUCUAUGGCCUUCAUGGGCUUUCAGUGGAAAAGGCAGGGAAAGCUAUAUCCAUAUCUUUCCAUAAAUGUUGUUGGUAUUUGGCACAUCACUGAAAGUACUUAUUUUCCUACCAUCACCAGGAAAUUGGAAGAACCCCCUGAUAUCAGAAACCAAGCAGUCCACCCAUCCCUCUUUUCCUUCUGUGCUCUUUGUGAAGAUACCAAAGGCCAUGUAGGAAACCUUCUUUCUCCACAUGUAGAAAUGUAAUAGGAGAAAAGGUAACUGUGCUUUUAACCAUGUCUCAGAAUUGAAGAAAUUGCAGCUACAAAGAACAAGAAAUGGCAGCUGUAAAUGGAGGAAGGAGGAUGUUGGUGUUUGCUGUGGUGCCAGACCUGUGGGGUCUGUACCUGACCUUGGCUUUACACGGUGCUUCAAACCCAGCUGGUAAGUCUUGAGGCUGAGUGGUGAUUGAAAAAGCUGUGCCGCAGGGUGGAGGCUUUCCUCUGCCUGAUCUCCUGUGCCAAGUGGCUGCUGCUGCUCCCACUCAGGACUGGGAAGAGGGUCCUGCCAGCUUGGCCACGUGUCAGAGCAGCAGGUGGGGAAAGCAGUUCACAGAAGCUGCUCAAUGAGAGAAAUGCAAAACUCGGUUUAACCUCAGCAGCUAGCCUCUCUUUUAUAUUUAAUUGUUUACCUUUUACUUAUUUAUUGUCAUCAGGUAGGGUAGAGCUAAAUUUGCAGAUGGAUCAUGAAGAUGCAAGAUGAAUAAAUGGGGCAGCACUUCCAGCUGACAGCAAGUUGUGUCCAAAGCCAUAGAGCUGGAAGCAUCCAGUCUCUUGAGUAAUCACUAAGGGACAGCCCUGCUGGGACUUAAUUGGGUAUAAUGCCUCAUGAAAGCUGCGUGGGUACUGAAAGAGCAGUUUUGUGUAUGAGUGGCCGCUUUCUAGGUAAGAAACUGUGCCUGCAAUACAGGUUUUUUUUUCUUCAGUAAAGGUGCCAUAAUAAAAGGAGCUAUUUGGGCCUAACUCAGAAGACUGGAAUGCUGCAAUUACAGCAUAUGGGAGAGCACAGAUUCCCAAAAUAACCCAGGCAGGAGAAUCUUGCCUUGCUGUGCAUACAUGAUGUGAGUCAGAGAGUGGCAUUAUGAUUUCACUGCUGCCACUUCAUACUGUUGUCCUACUUAUAAUUAAAUGACUUUUGGGUCUAACUUCCUACUAUUUUUGCCUGUCAACAAAGUUGGGAUUGUUUCAGAUCCCUCCUUCCCCAGGCUUUUAAUUUUGGUAGAUGUGUUUUAGGUGUCUCCAUACGGGCUUGUUGAGUAGAUUUAGUCCCACCCUGAGCAGCAGACAGCAAUGAAUAUCAUUCUUCCCUUUGUGCUCUAACUACAUUUGAAUAAGGGGUAUGUACAGAGUGGCCUCUGAGAGAGGAAUUUGAUGCUGUUCCCCAAAUUACUGCUAUUUAGAGGGAUUAUGCAGAAAGCUAAACAGAAAGGAAAAAGAAUAGUUUAUGUCUUUAGUCCUCUGCUGCUGCCCCACCCUGGUGUGCAAACAAAUGCCUUUCCCCCUCGUUUCUUUUGAAUGUUUAUUUAUUGUUUUUACAGGAUUUUCUGCUCCCAGAGCUGUUGGCUUCUAGGUGCUAAUAAAAUGUGAAUGUGUCCCAGACUCACCCUCGCUGAAGUGCGCACAGUUCUGCAGUGGCUAGAUUUUCUGGAAAGAAAAAAAUUGCUUUCUGAAAAGAUACCAAAAAAUCUACAUCUUUAUUUUUGCAUUUGGUGGCAUAGAUAUGGGGAAAUAACUUUCUCUCCCCAAAAAAAACAUUUUCAAGGGGAAAAAUUGUUUUAAUUCCACUAGAUAGUGGGUAUGGGAGUGGAGGCUGGGAACAGGGGGAAGUCUUACAGCAAGACAAACCCACAAUUUGGGUAGUUUAGGGUAAUUUGACUGUUUGGUGUGACCUCAUGUCAGAGUGGUUUACCUUGGGCUUCUUUUUUGCCUCUGUGGUUUGUGUUUAAACUCAAGAGCCCCAGGGGAAGGAGUUGAUGGAAAGACAGCUGGGGGGGAAGGGGCAGCCCAUGUUUUUCCCAGUGGCACAUCCCUGUAUGUGUUUUGUUGAAGCUUUUUUUUCUUCAUUAGGGCCUGACCUCGGGUCUGUCCUGGCAGGAAUGUGUUCCAAGCUUGGCGGUAAUUAAGGACAACUGGGCACGGGGUGAGGGCAGCUCUGAGCCGGGCUGGCGGCUCUUGGAGCGGGAGCCCCGUUCCCAUUUCCAUUUGCCCUUCCCUCUGUGGCCAGGCAGCGAGGAGCUUUCAGCGUGGAUCUGCUGUGUGCCAGCCGAGUGCUGUGGCCGUGGGGCUGUUGGGAACCAUGGUCACCAUACUGUGGCUGGUUGUGGCCCUUUGUUGCCUUGGCUCUUGUUGCCCGUGCUCAGCAUCUGAAGGUUUUUGUCGGAAUGGAAACAGUUCCUCUCCCAUCUCCCGCCUCGGUUUCAGUGUGAGUCGCAGGGGGUUGUCCUCGAGUGAACCCUUCUGUAAAUUCAGCCCAUAUUCAUGAAUAGUUUAGUCUUCCCUGAAACUCUGUUUCUUAAUGAAUAAAUGAUUGAACAAGGAGAAAAAAACCAAACCUUUCCAUCCAGAAGCAGCAAUAUUGAAAUUUGCUAGGCCUGUUUCUUUAUUGUUAUAUAGUCUUUGGGCUGUUGUGAGCAGUAUGGAUCCAGUUCAGCUGAUAAGCAAACCUCACUCCUGCAGUCAGGGGAAGAAGGCUUUUCUUUUACUUGGGUUUCUUUUAGGGUUUUUUAUAAACCUAUAAAUUUAAAAAGAGAGCUCUGGUACUGCAGUAGAAGGAACUGGCUCAUAUGGUAACACGGGCAAGGUAUCUACAUGGCAACAAACUCUCUAUAACAAGAGAGGAAACUAUUGCGCAUUUUAAACUUCUUAUUCCAAGCUGUUCUGUGUCUUGGGUGUCUGAUUAGUGUUUGAAGUAAAGGAGGAAGCUCUGGUGCUUUACUGGAAAGGGUUUUUUUUCUGCAGAAGAUCAGCUCUGUUGGAAGAUGAUGGUUUGGCUCUAUUUUGGGUUGUGUAGCUAUGCAGAUACUGUUUCUGGGGUGACUGAGCCACCAUUUACACCCAGCUUUUCUGAUAGCUGCUAUAAAUACACCCUGUGCUCUCUUGAUGGAAUUGCAAUAAAAUUUAUACUAAUGAAAUUAAUUAAAAAUUUCAGAGGUUGCAUAUUAUAGGGGAUAAGAAUUUAUAGAUACAUGAAGUGUUCCUGUGAUACUGGAGGGGUAUGUGAAAGAACAGUGUAAGAGCUUAAAAUGUUACUGUAGUAAUAUUUGGGAAUGGGGGAAUCUUCAUACAGUAUAUGUAGAAAUGGGAUAAGAGGGUCAUUAGAAAAACUGGAAGUAUCUUUCAGGAUGCAAUUCUAGUUAAAUUAGGAUAAAGAGUAGAAAGAAUGAUGUUCUAUCCCCUUCUUUCUUUUUCUCACUCCCCAGUCUCCAGUGUGGGCAGUUCAAAUGUCAGGUAUACAGGAUGUAAUUCAGAUGAGACUGUUUUGGUUAACGUGCAAUAUGAAUGCUUUGAGUUAAAAAUACCAUAACUGCAAUUUGUUUUCUUUCAUUUAAAUAAGAAGGUUAAAUUCUGAUAAGUUAUAUCGAAUAACAUAAUUUUAGGGGAAAUUGGCUAGGAAAUAUCCAGUGGUAGAUGUUGGAUCAAAAAAUUCACAGAUGUUACCAGAGAAUUUCCUGUUUAAUUAUUGUCUCUUAUUGUAGUACUUGCUCCUUUCAGUGCAGGAUUACCCCUGGGCUGACCUCUGUCAGUAAAAAGGUAAUUUUUUUGGUUUUUUCAGUGCUUGGGUUGUCUCUGCUGAUGCUGCAUUCCUGGCACCAGAGUAGUAGUGUUUGAAUGAAUGAAAGUAGGUAACUUCAUGUUCUUGGAGUCAAUAAUGAAACAUGCUUGUUUGAAGUGCAAUUCAGUGCAAAUUUUUUUUCCCUUUGGCAGCUACAAACUCUACCUUUUUGCUUCUAAAGAAGGCUUUAAUCUUGAAAUGUUUCUAGAAACAUAUCCCUGAUUUUAGAGCUUUCCCUGGUAAGUCAUUCUAGUUGGUUGAGGAUUUUUUUUGGUCUUUUUGUUCACAGUGUUGUUUUGCUUUGUUUUUUAACCCAUGAUCUUGAGACAUAGUGAUUCUGUGUCUUCCCUCUUACAUGCAACAAUGUCCUGUAUGAUCAGAGUUCAUCUCUUUGCCUGCACUGAACCCCCUGGGUGACACUGCAGGAGCUCACACUUGCUGGUCACGCCUCUAUUUUCAAAGAAGAAGGAAUCCCCUUAGUUAUCUAAACUCUUUUCUGUUUGUUUGGCUUACUUGUAAGGAAUGUGCUUUGGUAAGUGUCUUUGGGAGGCAGAACAGUGACUGGGCUCUAAAACUUAGUCUGCAUUUAAAGUGGGCUCUGAACACAGACUUCACAAUGUGCAGUUGCUGUUAGAGGCAGCACAGAUGUAAAAACCACUGUAUGGCACGGGAGAAGGGGCUGUAACAGUGGAUUUUAAAAGGCUCUGGGUCAUGCAGACUGGAUAUAUUGCUAGUAAAGAAAAGGAGAAAAUGUCUUAAUAGAGAUGUUCAGCCCUUAGGGGUUGUCUAGCCAUCUGCCUUCUUGCCUUUUGGCAUCUGGAGCUUCAUGUGUCCCAGUGCAUGACAGAAGAAAAGUCUGUGGGUAUAUUUUCAUUUUCAUAGCUGGAGUCAGGUGGUGGAUCAGGCAUCUUUCUAAACUGGGGCUUUGUGUGUGCUAGUGUAUUCAAGCUAAUGUGUUCCUCAGUCCUUUGAAAAGUGUUUCAGCUUUGCAGGGGCAGUCUGGGUGCAGUGAACAGUGGUCUUUAGUCUGACUUGGCUUGGCGUGCCCUCAGUCUCAUUUGUAUGUGUCGUCUUAGCUGAGUCUUCCCUCUUGAUGAAACUCUUCCUGGUAGUGUCUGCAGGAUUCCUCCUCACUGCUGCUGAAACACAGGGUGGAGGUGCUGCCAGGCAGGCCAGAGAUUAAACCCUGUUGGGGUGUGGAUCAAACUCCACUGUCAGCUGUCACCAAUAAGGCCAAUUGUUCCAAAGUGCUUUUCCUUGUUAGUUUGUUUUGUGCAGUUGAAAUGUAAGGAGGAAUAAAGCAAGCAGUUUCUCCUAGAGAUGGGAGAGGCUGCUGUGGCCUGUGAAGGAUGCACUGCUUUGUUCUGGUAUGUAAUCAUUCUUAUAAAUGUUUUACAUUCUAUAUUCAAACCUGUUCUUCAGGUAGUCACGUUUCUGGCAGCAUUAUAUAACGGUGACAUUUUGGAUAUCUCUGUUAGAGACAGGAGAGGUGCAGAGGAAUCCACCUUGUGAAUCACUCUCCAUUUAACCCUUGUUGGGAGGUGGGGAGCAAAGAGCCUGAGGCCACUAGAAGAGCAGUUUAGGGAAGGUGAUGUGGAAGCAAAACCACAUCAAUUAAAAGAUACCAAGAUAACAAGGUUUCAGCAGCUGGAAUGCAAUUAACUUCCUCUUCACUCUUAUCUUUCUCCCUUACCUGCACAUGGGUAACAAAGGUCAUUUGUGUCAUCUGAUAUGAGGCUUUGGAACUCAGCACCCUGAGUUCAUGUGUAAUUUUUUUAUUGUGCUAAGAUUACAGAUAUACCAAAAUCCCACCAGCAGUGUGGUGCAGAGCAAUUAAGGUUUGUUUUUUAUAUUGCUGCUUUACAAUUGUUGCUGUUGGCAAGCAGCAGCAGUGUAUAGUUACAAAUAUGUAUGUUAUCCCCCUAAUCUGAGGGAACUCUGCUAUUAGAUGAGCAGAGACAGUAAAUGACUUAGCCUUCUGUGGCAUGCACAUAAAACAGGAUGCAAGGCAUGAAGGACUUAGUUUCAUCUUUGUCUUACAGCUGGUUUAAUGUGGCUUUAGUAUUUGGGUGUGAAGAGGAAGCUUUGCCCCACGUGUGCAUCAUGAAAAUGCACCACAGUGAACUGAAGGGUUUCCCAUCUAACCUUCCCCAAAGCUCUUGCUCCAAACACAGACACAUUUAUGUGGGUUUUCUCUUCAGAGCUUGGUAUUGUCAGCCUUAAACACACAGAUGAGAAACUUGAGAAGCAUAUUUCUAGCAGAUAAUUCAAAGUUCUGUUUGUGAACUAGGUGCAUUUUAAUAGAAUACUUGAGCAUUUGCACAGCCUUACUGGUUUGUGGAUUUUUUGUUUGUUUGAUUUGGGGUGUUUUUUUGAGGAGGAGGCAUUGGUUUGUUGUUGGUUGUUUUUCAUUUGGUUGGGGUUUUUUAAGUUUUCUGUUAUGUUUGGUUUUUUUUUCAAAUAAAUAAUAGCAGUGAGUGUGCUCUAGCUCUCCGGCUUUGGAUAUGUCCUUGUUUCCUCCCUGAAUAUGAUAGAGCUGUUAUGCCUUAGUUAUUGCAUAAAUUAUAAAAAAUUAAACACCAAACACCAGGCCAGAAAGAAAUGUGUCUGUCUGGAAAUCAUGAAGUUCUUAUCCUUCAGAGUUUUCCAGGCAUUUUGCAGUGGUGCAAGGAAACUGUUUGUGUAGUUUAGCUCAGUUUAGUAACCUUUUAGAAAAGCAGUGAUAUUUUUUCUCUUUCGAUGUUUGUGGUCUGUUGAGGGCUGAGGAGCUAAAGAGAACACAUCUGUUUCAAAGACUCUGAACAUAUAAUCUGGGAGAAAUCAAAUCUACUUUUGUGACUUUCAGUUUGAGUCAAAGAAUAAUGAAUUGAGGGAAGUGUUAAUGUGUUGUUAAAGAGCAGCAAAACUAAAGAGGAAGGAUGAGGUGUUGUGAUUGAUUAUAGUACCUGCUGCUCAUCUUUCACUCUGCCAUUUCAUAUAGACAUAUUAAGAGAGACAUUGAGGAUACCUCAGGAACAUAGCUCCAUUUGAAUUUCUAAGUGUACCUAACAUGCUUGAGAAAAUAAUUAGACUAAAGGGGUUAAUAGCAUAGGUAGGAAAAAGAGAAGUACUGAUGAAGCCCUCCCCUACCUCCAAUGUCUUCUGCAGAGUCAGUGCCUGACCAGUAUUAGUACUUUUUAAUAUCUACCUUUUUUUUCUUGGCUGUGGUUGAGGAAAUAGUUGCUACUACUUUGACUUUGCCAAAGGGAGAAUCUGCCAGAAUGCUUAGAGGAUGGUACUGCACUUGUUGCUGCCCCUUUCUGCUUUUCUAUUAGGGCAACACUGUCAGAUAUUAUUGUGUGACACCAUUAUUCUUAAUAGUGCGCUCAUACUUUUAAUAAAAUUUCAAAGUGCAUUUAAUGUAUUUUCUCAAGGAAGUCUGUGAAAUGAGAGGUUGCCUGUAUGAAAUAUACAUGGGUGUGUCAUCAGAAGCAGAACUUGUAUGGAGAUUUUUUCUAAAAAAAAUCUUGUGUGUUUAAAAUUUGCGAGAACCAUCCUCAAAUGGAGGGGGAAUUUCUGAUUGUAAAAGUUGUGCUUCAUCAUUAAACUCAAUGGUAGUGGAUCUUCAUUUAGUGGUAAAACAAGCUGGAGUAAAUUUAAUGAACUUUGUCUUUUGUCUUUUUUGUCUUUCACUUAAUUGCGAUUUAAAUUUUUUUUUAGCAAUCUUUUACAAAAACUUUGGAUUUGUCUGCAAAGACCGUGCAAUAGAAAGAUAUAUGCUUUUAUAUUCUGGGUUGUAGUGUAGGUAGAAGAAAAUCUCUAAGUGUAUGGAGACAGCAGAAGCUAUGGGAAGCCACAUCAGUGGUGUACUGUUGCUCUAAGCAAAGGAUGAGCAACAUGUUGGGAAAAUUAACUCUUAGCUUUGAAAGCUUUCUUAGUUUGGUUUGGUUUCUUUCUGCAAGGGAUACACAAGGCUAAGCGAACACUGCACAGCGAUAUAAUGUGCAGUGUAUUUGAAAUAAGCAUGUUUCCAGACUGGUAAUAAAGAACAUAAACAUCUUGCUCUGAAAUAAGAGUUUGAAAUGAGCUACUGGCUGUUCGAUCUGUAUCAGAGCUAUGCCAAAUACACAGAUCAGUAGGAGCUCCUUCAUGUGUCUUGGAAGGAGAGAGAAGUCAUGGGUAUUAUUUUUCUGGAAUAAAAAGUUUGCAGCUGUUCAGGCUGCAGUGUCGGUCUGAUCUCUGGUUCUGACCCUGCACCAUCCAGCCUUUUUCCACCACAGCCAGUCCUCCCAGAUGGCCAUGAAGUUGACCUUUGAGAGAUGUGUCUAUUGACUGGUGAAUGAGAGAGAGCCCAUGUUGUUGUCAGUGAAUAACUUCUCAUGCAGCCUCAAUGUAUUCACAGAAACGAGUCUGGCAAUGGGGUAAUGGCAGAGCCAAUUCUCAUUCCUGCUUCUAUUCAGCUUCUGUUCAAAGAGGAGGAAAAGAGAGACUCUACCAGAGCCCCAGAUGAACUUAGUGGAGCUGUACAAUGAGAUCUUUUGUUCACUCCCAGGAGUACUACUACAUGUUUUGAACGCUUGCAGUCCAUUUGUCUUUUGCUACAGUUUAAAUUCAUUAAAGGAUUAAAUGGACUGAUGAUAGCAGGCAAACCCCAAGAGUAUUCCUGCAGCCCCAUAGUGCUGCAUAUGAAAACAACAUAUGGGAAAACAUUGUUUAAUCAAAUUGUUUGUGUUAGUGAUAAUCUGAUCCCUGUAGAUGAGCCAGAUCUCUGGCUUAUUUUGGAGCUGGAAAAGGUUCCACAUCAUGUUUUUUACUCUAAGGCAAUUUACAUUUGUUUUGAGGAAGUCAAGCUACUUUGCUUUUAGAUCCCAUCAAAAAAUGUAGAUUCACUGUAAACCAGUGCAUGUGAAGAUGUGAUGUCUUGUAAAUAAGCACUGUGAAGAAAGUCUAAGGUGCAGCCAGUAAUUUAUUGCAUGAAAUUACUUUCCUUGUGACAGGUUUAUGAUGUUAGAAGAUGCACUGAGCCUGCCCAAGCCAGCUCGGCCUGGUGUCAUUAUCUCCGACAAUCAGCACAAGGCAGUGCUGACAUCUGCAUCCCUAUUUUACACUCUUAACGUGGUCAUCCUUAGCCUCGUGCUUUCCAGAAAGUCAACUUUAAUGGGAAUGCAGCGUAUUUCCCUGCUGUUAGUCACUUGCGCUGAAGUUAGAUGGUUUUACUGGGGCCUCUAGUGGUGUCAACCUGUAUGACUGCUCCAAAGCUGCUGUUCGGAAAUGGGGAGGGAGGGUUGCUUUCCUCCCUCCCUCCCUUCGGACAGAUUUACCCGGCUACAGGGCACGGGCAGUGCCAUACAGAAAAUUUAUUUGGGUUCUAGUGGAGCAUUUCACACGGAGUUAGAACUGAAUGUACUGAAGGAGCACAAAUGAGUGGUAAUAAACGGCAACAGAGCGUGAAGGAGGAGAUGAAGGUUGAGAGAAGUCUGUGUUGGGCAGUGGUCACAGGCUGGUUUCUCCCAGCUGCACAACUCACAGAUUUUUAGAUUAGGAAGUUUUCCGGACCUUGAUAAGGACAGAAAGAUAGACUGUAUUUUAAAAAGUAUAGAAUUAAGGCAGGAAAGAGCAAAACAUUCAUGUACCAGCAUCAAUGCUGCCCCCCCAAAAGGAUUUUCUGUGUAAACAAGACAGUUUUGAGCUCUGUGUGAGUGAGCUGAAAGGCUUUCACGGGCCAUGGUUCUCCUGCCACCAGACAGGGUGUCAUAGAUGAAAAAUUUGGUCCUUUUUUUCAGUAUAAAUAAUCUUGAUGUUGUCUUUGAGCUGUAGUGUAAGUUUUAAAAUCCCUUUGCAACUAGUUUUACUUGGAAAACCUCUCAAACCAAAUCCAGCUCAGUGUUAUUCUCCUUGUAAAGUAUUUUUUAACACUUCCCCGUGCAAAGACUGUGCAGAGUCCAAAGUGUCUGGCACAGCAUAGUGAAAUAUCAUUGUGAUAAGAGAAACUUGAGAGUCCUGACUGCACUCAGCUCAGCAGAUCUGAACUAGGGCUCUGUCAGAAAAAUGCUGCUCCUUUUUGUGACUGUGCUGCAAAGGCCAGGCAGCUGCUGGCUCUGGUGUGAGUUUUCCAUGGUGCCUGGGUGGCCAGCCCUGCUGACUUGGCGACACUGAGCGUUGUCUCAUUGCCACCAGGGUAUUUUUUUUUUUUUCCUUUCUCCAUUUUUUCAUUGUAUCCUGCUUCUUCCAGGGUGUGCCUGAGUAAUGAGUCAGAGUGAAAAAAUAGUGCUCUUGAGCAGUUCGCAGGAAUGUGGCUUGUUCACAUAAAAUAAAGGCUGAUGCUUCCUCAGUUUAAAAAAUGAAAUUACUGGCAGUGU
Motacilla alba alba is the source of this 16175-nucleotide messenger RNA. RefSeq names its product translation initiation factor IF-2-like. Bases 1071 to 2063 code for a protein of 330 amino acids. The record is from RefSeq and is a predicted model, not a curated record. NCBI's taxonomy places the organism in Eukaryota, Metazoa, Chordata, Aves, Passeriformes, Motacillidae. The transcript has 2 exons.